Messenger RNA from Acanthopagrus latus (yellowfin seabream), 7123 nucleotides. RefSeq names its product zinc finger, MIZ-type containing 1a (gene zmiz1a). Gene Ontology annotation, biological process: protein sumoylation; regulation of transcription by RNA polymerase II. The transcript has 26 exons. NCBI's taxonomy places the organism in Eukaryota, Metazoa, Chordata, Actinopteri, Spariformes, Sparidae. Bases 590 to 3919 code for a protein of 1109 amino acids. The record is from RefSeq and is a predicted model, not a curated record. Gene Ontology annotation, molecular function: SUMO ligase activity; zinc ion binding.
CCGAGCACGGCUCUCGCUGGUAACUGAAUAGCCAGUGUAAUCUGACACUUCAACUUGCCGUGCUCCACGGUAGUUGAUUCAGUCAGUCACUCACACCGUCUCCGGGGCUCUCGCGUCGUCUUUGUGAAGUGGAGGGAGCGGGCGAGCGAGCGAGCGAGCGAGCGGAGCGGCGCCGUACGCACGAGGUUUGGAGAAACAAUACGCGGAUCUGACGCCGAGGUCCUCGCUGAAAAGCUCUUGAAGAAGGCGCUGGCUGGGUGCAAAUGAAAGAACGCUCGCUGAGGCUGGACAGUCUGGCCACGAGAAGGAGGUGACGCCGGAGAAGUGCCGCGAAAAUAGUGAAAACGGCGAGACGGAGAGGCAGCACAUGCACUGGCAGCGCUACAAGUUGCAGCUUGAGGAAGAAGACGCGCGCUCUGUGAUUGAUGAGGAUUAAGAAACCCGAUUUUGCCUGAUAGCAAACGCAGGAACGUCCUCAUCCACAACUGAAUCUGCAGCGUUGCCCACCCUGUCAAGAGUAGCUGGCCUGUCUGCAUCGCUGGCAGUGAGAGUCAAGAACUUUUGAUGGCGUCCCGGUAGAGGCAUCAGGAUGAACACGCUACCAUCGAUGGACCGGCACAUCCAGCAGACCAAUGACAGGCUGCAGUGCAUCAAACAGCACUUACAGAACCCGGCCAACUUCCACUCGGCGGCCACAGAGCUGCUCGACUGGUGUGGAGAUCCCCGGGCCUUCCAGCGACCUUUCGAGCAAAGCCUCAUGGGAUGUCUGACGGUGGUGAGUCGAGUUGCCGCUCAGCAGGGGUUCGACUUGGACCUGGGCUACAGGUUGCUGGCUGUGUGCGCCGCCAACAGAGACAAAUUCACUCCCAAGUCUGCAGAAACCAGCACCUGCAGGAGAUGUCAGAGUGACUCAGCCCUGCUGUCGUCGUGGUGCGAGGAGCUGGGUCGCCUCCUCCUGCUGCGUCACCAGAAGAACAGGCAGAACGAACCGCAGGGAAAAGUCCCCAUGCAGCCCAGCAUGAACAGCAUGAAGCCCGGCCUCACACACAGUGAUGGAUCCUUUCCCUAUGACUCUGUCCCCUGGCAACAAAACACCAACCAGCCCCCUGGGUCAUUGUCUGUGGUUACAACAGUGUGGGGUGUGACCAACACGUCACAGAGUCAGGUGCUUGGGAACCCAAUGGCAAAUAGCAAUAACCCCAUGAAUCCUGGAGGUAACCCUAUGGGAUCAGGUAUGUCUGCCAGCGCAGCAGGGCUCAACUCACCCCAGUUCAGUGCUCAGCAGCAGCAGUUUCCAAACAAAGGAGGCUCCAACCAACCGUACAUGCAGCAGGGCAUGUACGGCAGGCCUGGCUACCCCGGAGGUCCUGGGGGAUACAGUGGGAGUUACUCUGGAGGUCCAAACGCUCCUCCAGGCGGUAUGGGAAUGACCUCCCACACACGUCCUCCUGGCGACUUCACUCAGCCAGCCGCCGCCGCCGCAGCUGCUGCCGUCGCUGCCGCUGCCGCCACUGCGACGGCCACGGCGACAGCCACGGUAGCGGCUCUGCAGGAAACCCAGAACAAAGAUAUGAACCAGUACGGACAGAUGUGUUCGUCGUUCCAAAUGGGCCCCGCUCAGGCCUACAACAGCCAGUUCAUGAACCAGCCAGGCCCACGGGGCCCCCCUGGAGGCAUGAAUCCAGCCAGCAUGGGAUCAGCCAUGAACAACCCCAAUAUGAGCGGGCCUCCCAUGGGCAUGAACCAGGCUCGUACCCCGGGCAUGGGGCCUUUCGCCGCUCACGGCCAACGGAUGCCACAGCAAGGGUAUCCCGGAGGACCUCGACAGGGGAUGCCCAUGCAGGGGAUGAAGAGGCCGUAUCCUGGAGAGGCGAGUUACGGGGGUCAGCAGUACGGGCCGAACAGUCAGUUCCCACCCCAGCAGGGGCAGUACCCCACAUCGAACGCCUCCAGGCCGCUGCCAUCUCCCAACUACCCCGGCCAGAGGAUGCCAGGGCAGCAGGGCCAGGGACAGUACCCUCCUGGGAUGCCCAUGAGCCAGUACUAUAAGCAGGAGCCCUUUAAUGGUCAGAGCACCAACUUCUCUGGAGGUGGAUACCCAUACAGCCAAGGCAACGGGCCCCCCAGGCCCGGCAACUACCCCCACUCCCCGGUGCCUGGUAACCCCACACCCCCUAUGACCCCAGGAAGUGGUAUUCCUCCAUACCUGUCGCCAAACCAGGAUGUGAAGCCCCCGUUUCCACCCGACAUGAAACCAAAUAUGGCAGCACUACCGCCCCCUCCAACUAACCCCAAUGAGGAGCUGCGGCUGACGUUCCCAGUCCGGGAUGGAGUGGUGCUGGAGCCGUUCCGCUUGGAGCACAACCUGGCUGUCAGUAACCACGUUUUCCACCUACGACCCUCCGUCCACCAGACCCUCAUGUGGAGGUCGGACCUCGAGCUGCAGUUUAAAUGCUACCACCAUGAAGACAGGCAGGGGAACACCAACUGGCCCGCCUCCGUCCAGGUCAGCGUCAACGCCACUCCGCUCACCAUCGAGAGGGGGGACAACAAAACCUCCCACAAGCCCCUGCACCUGAAGCACGUCUGCCAACCUGGAAGGAACACCAUCCAGAUCACAGUCACCGCCUGCUGUUGUUCCCACCUGUUUGUGCUGCAGCUGGUCCACAGGCCAUCUGUGCGCUCCGUCCUCCAGGGGCUCCUGAAGAAAAGACUCCUUCCUGCAGAACACUGCAUCACCAAGAUCAAGAGGAACUUCAGCAGCGUGGCAGCCUCUGCGGGCAACACCACUCUCAACGGGGAGGACGGCGUGGAGCAGACGGCCAUAAAAGUGUCGCUGAAAUGUCCCAUUACCUUCCGACGCAUCCAGCUACCGGCGCGAGGGCACGACUGCAAACACGUCCAGUGCUUUGAUCUGGAGUCCUACCUGCAGCUCAACUGUGAGCGGGGGACGUGGAGGUGUCCUGUGUGCAAUAAAACAGCAUUAUUAGAGGGUCUGGAGGUGGACCAGUACAUGUGGGGAAUCCUUAAUGCCAUCCAAAACUCGGAGUUUGAGGAGGUCAAUAUAGACCCGACAUGCAGCUGGAGACCUGUCCCCAUUAAGUCGGAGCUACACAUCAAAGAGGACCCCGACGGACCACUUGCCAAGCGCUUUAAGACCAUGAGCCCCAGUCAGAUGACCAUGCCCAAUGUGAUGGAGAUGAUCGCCCAGCUAGGGCCUGGCCCCGGCCCAGGACCAGGUCCUGGCCACGGACCAGGCCCCAGCCCCUACCCCCCUCACCCUGGUCAACAUGGCAGCGGCAAUGGGGGAGAUUACCCCGGAGCAGGCAACAGCUACCACAGCCAAGGGAACUUUGACUUCCCGCAUGGGAACCCCUCUGGUGGUGGAGUCGGAGGAGGAGGAGGAGGAGGAGGAGGUGGAGGAGGCCCCCCCAUGAAUGACUUCAUCCAGGGCCCGCAGCUCUCCCAUCCCCCAGAUGGACCUGGUGGGCUCCUCUCGCAGGACAAGCCCCUUAACCACGGCAUGAACGAUGCGAUGUCCCAUCCCGAUCAGUCCCAUAACUCCAUGCAGCAGAUCUUGCAUGCGUCUCCCCACCCCGGCAGCCAGUCAGGGCUGCCCUUACAUCACAGUGGCCAGUCAGGGCCGCCCUUGCAUCACGGCGGCCAAUCAUCGCAGCCCCCUCGCCAGUCGCAGCCGCAGCCUCAGCAGCCUGGGCAGAACAGUCACCCGCACAGCGAUCUGAACUUUAACCCCUCCUCAGACGGGCAGAUGGGUCAGGGAGCCCAGGAUAUGCCUGAACCCUCCCUGGAUCUGCUUCCAGAGCUGGCCAACCCAGACGAGUUACUAUCAUACCUGGACCCCCCCGACCUCCCCAGCAACAGCAACGACGAUCUCCUCUCCCUCUUCGAGAACAACUAGCCUUUCUACCCCCACUCCCACCACCACGAACCCCUCUUGCACCUAAACGGGAGCAGUGACGUGUUUGACUGUCCGUCCGCAGACACCUCACCGACCUCCUGUCAACACUUCAAGCGGCUUCCUAUGCUCACGCACGCACACGCAUACACAGUCUCUCAACAGAUAAUGUGUGGCAUAGGAGCUGAAAAGAGGCGCCUGUUUGGGAACUCGCAGGGAGAACGCAGGAUCGCCGCGCUCCCUCUUUUUUUAUUUCCUUGUGUAAAGAUUCCACGCACCAGUUCCACCGCCUGACUCGGAAAACACACCAUUUACAGCCAUGUUGGCGGGCACUAAAGUGAUAUUAUAUAUAUACAUAUAUGAUAUUUGUGACUUUUCAACUGAAAACUGUGCAGCUAUAAUCAUCAUGUGUAAACAACACAGAGCAGAGACAGAAAUGUGUUGUAGCUUUGUUUUUGUUUUUUUUUGUUUUUUUUAUUUUAAUUUUCCCAUUGUGAAAAAAACAAACAUUGUCUUGUAAGAGUGUUUUUAACCUAUUUGAAAUGUGUUCUUCCAAAACUUUGGCACAUGCCAUGCCCUUCGACACCCGGACUUCUGUGUGUGUGUGUGUGUGUGUGUGUGUGUGUGUGUGUGUGUGUGUGUGUGUGUGUGUGUGUGAGAGAGAGAGACAGAUGAAUAACUGGAAUCAUCUGAAUCCGAGCACUGACAGGAAAAGCUAAAACGUCCUCCAGUGUCAACAGAGGAAACGAGCGCACAUUGUGCAAUGUGGCGUGCACGUGUGUGCGUGAGUGUGUGUGUGUGUGUGUGUGUGUGUGUGUGUGUAUAUACCUAUGUGUGUGUGUGUGUGUGUGUAUGUUUACGUGUCCUCUUUUGUUUGCCUGCGAGCGUAUGUGAAAAACAGCGGGGAGAGAACGUUUGAGACGGAGGAGGGAAGAAAAAUAUUGGAUGGAAGAGAGCGAGAGGAAAAAAAAACAAUCCCCUCCGUUCUCCUCCUCCAGCCGGUCGGCAGCCGUUCUCCUUGUAUUUAUUGUAAUGUUUUCGCUCUUCCUCAUCAAACUCAGCGCCGUUUUGUUCUCAAGUGCAUGUGUGCCAAUGGCUCCUGUUGUCUUUGUCCAGCCUAAACGUGCUCGAUCGAAUCAUUUUCUGUCAUCUUUAUAUUUAUUAUUUUAAAAUCAUUUGUUUUGGGUUCUAUUUUUUUUUUUUGUUGUUGUUUUGUUUAUUUUUAUCACCGUUGUCCUUUGUAUGUUUGUUUAUCUUUGUCCCACAUUGAAAUUAAUCAGUUACACGUCACCAAAGCUGUCCUCACCUUUUUUUCUAAGGUGUCCAGGCCUGGAUAUUAUGUUGGUGUAACAUCCUACAGGCGUCUGCAGAAGUUUUUAAAUCACUGUAUUUUAUAGAAACGUCUGUGUGAUUGUACUGAUCUUUCCUUUUGUCGUUUUGUUACUGGUGAACUGCAUCUGUUUUUGGGAAGGGAAAAAAAGAAAAAAAGAAAACACAUCCUGCAUGAUCCAACAGUGUUUCCAGAGCUGUUGUAUAUACCCCUUUGUGAAUACUUUGUGACUGUACAGUACUGUACUUAUCUAUUACUGGCAACUACACGGUACUGUAUGUCUGUCGAGGACUACACACACUCACAAACACACAGAGUCCCUUCUAACCAGUCCGAUAUUGCAACAAAUUGAUCCAAAUGCACUCUCACUGGCCUUGUAUUGAGUACCUGUGUGUUGUGUACAGUUUUUCCAUGACCCUGUGACAAUACAUUAGUGGAAAGACAUAUUUAAGUUGCUCUGCAGGCAGGUUUAAGAGGGUUUUUUUCCACCCCCCCGUUUCUGUUUGAUAUAAAAAUAUGUCGGGUCAGGUCUAAAUUUCUCCAAAAAUGAUUUGUUUUUAUUAUUGGAACAAGUGACCUCUUCCUCUUUAUUUAAAGUGAGAAUGUGCAAAAUGUCCUCUGUGUUGUUUUGAGGCCUGAUAAUGAGCUUUGUGAUAACCAUACCUAGCAGAAAUGUAUGUAUUUCCAUCACAUUUUAUAUUGUUUUAAGUUAUUCUUUUUGUCCCGUGUUUUUAUGACAGCUAUAACUUGGUUUACACAGUUUUAUGCAGUACAGUUCAUGAAUUUAAAGUAUACUGUAUGCUGUCGGAUUAAAAUCCCCGCACCCCCCAUUUGAGAUUUGAAGAACCAAAUACCGAUCUUCAAACCUGAUCACAUCACCUGCAUAUAACACAGCUGAAGGAUCAGAUGUUGUUUUUGUGUUCGUCUGUAUGUUUGUCGAAGACAAUGCACUGCCGCGUUGGGAUGUUUUAUUUCCCUACACAGUGUGUAACUGUAAGCGUAACCUUUCACAGAAUCACGUCUAUAGUAAUCUGAGCGACGCAAAUUGUACUGUCUGGUUGCAGACGUCCAAAAUUGAGUUGAGGAUUUAAAAGAGAAUGCAAUUAAUAUUGUAAAAUGAAAUUUAGGGGGAGACCCCCCCCCCCUUUCUAUUUGCAUUACAAGGGGGGAGGUUGUGGCAGGGGGCUGGGGGUGGGUGGGGGUCAGGAUGUAUGUGUAUAUAAUGUAAAUGACAAAUAGAGACACAUUAACAGAAAUGUAUUCAUUUUCUCCAGGGGGAGUGUGCAUAGUGUAUUUAGAAUUUGUAAAGCUUCCAUCCUCCUGUCAGACAUUGAAUUGGCAAAAUGAGUCUGUGUUUGAUUGCGUCUGUGCAGACCUCUCUAACCACGCCUGUUCAUUUAUGUAAGAUACUUUAUGUGCCCCUCCACGCGGGGUUUCCAAGAAAAAAAAAGACAUUUUUCCUUUGUGUAAUAUUAAACUUCUGUGUAUUUCUCUAUUACCUGUGUACUUUAUAAAGGUGCUACAAAAUUAUUCAGACCUUUUGAGGUAUAAUUGGGACUUGGAGACAUUGAGCUUCGAGUGGCUCUCGAGGGUUGUUUCCAAAUUUACAGUUUGUAAAAGAUUUUGUCAAAUUUAUAAUUUUUAUGCAAUUUGGCAAAAAAGAAAAAAAAAAAUCAUGCUAUAAAGGUACAGUCUGAAGUGAUUGGCACAACAAGUGGCAGUUGUCUCUUUGGUUUUUGUACAUUCUAUGUACAAUCAUUUCAUAUUCGAAACUGGUCAGAGAACAUUGUGAUUUUUAGUCUUGCAAAUCUGUAUGUAGUUAGAUGACGUGACAUCCUAAUAUUUAUCUAAUAAAUAUGUAUUCAGAUGAAACACAA